Messenger RNA from Pogona vitticeps (central bearded dragon), 6316 nucleotides. RefSeq names its product alsin Rho guanine nucleotide exchange factor ALS2 (gene ALS2). The record is from RefSeq and is a predicted model, not a curated record. Gene Ontology annotation, cellular component: dendrite; centrosome; intracellular membrane-bounded organelle. NCBI's taxonomy places the organism in Eukaryota, Metazoa, Chordata, Lepidosauria, Squamata, Agamidae. Gene Ontology annotation, biological process: regulation of GTPase activity; endosomal transport. Gene Ontology annotation, molecular function: guanyl-nucleotide exchange factor activity; small GTPase binding.
UCCCUCUUCCUUCUCUUUACGUGAAUCAGCUGGUUUGAGCGUCCCUAGAAGCCGGCGGGGGAUCUUGGCGGGUAAAGGCGAGGGCGCGCGCACACACCUCAUGUGAGUCUGUUGUGGAUGGACGUCAGCUGCUGAGUUUGCAUUUCACUUUCAAUGGUCUUCAAAACUGUCUCAUUACUAUCUCAAAAAGGAAUGAUUUGGUGAUGGACUCUUCUCCCUGACAGAUGGACUCGCAAGAAGAAAGCUCGGCAGACCAAGAAGGAGGAGGAGAGCGGGGUCAAAUUUAUAUGUGGCAGGCUGGCUGCAGUUGUCCAGCCCCAGAAAGACUGCCAGGCUGGAGUGGAAAGACAGUAUUGCAAGCAGCACUUGGAGUAAACCAUGGCGUGCUUCUGUCAGAUGAUGGUCAAGUUUACAGUUUUGGAAAAAAGCCCUGGAGGGUUGGGCUAGGAGAUGCCAAUAGUAAUUGUCCUAUACUUGAAAAGAGUUUGAGUGGACAGCAUGUAAUUACAGUAGCCGCUGGCAGCUUCCAUAGUGGCGCAGUGACUGAAGGCGGCGUGGUGUACAUGUGGGGAGAAAAUUCAUCUGGACAGUGUGCUGUGACCAACCAGGCCAUGGUGCCAGAACCAGUACCCAUCAGUAUUUCUGAUUCUGAAGCUAGCCCCUUCUUGCCAACAAGAAUUUUGCAACUGGCAUGUGGAGAGGAGCAUACCCUGGCCCUAUCACUGAGUAGGGAAAUAUGGGCAUGGGGAAGUGGCUGCCAGCUUGGACUUAUCACCAAUACUUUUCCAGUAACCAAGCCCCAAAAGGUUGAGUACCUGGCAGGGCGUGUUGUGCUUCAGGUCGCUUGUGGGACCUCUCAUAGCCUGGCUCUUGUCCAGUGCCUCCCAACCCAGGACGUAAAACCCAUCCCAGAGCGAUGCAAUCAUUGCAGCCAGCUCCUAAUUACCAUGACCGACAAAGAAGACCAUGUCAUCAUCUCAGAUAGUCACUGCUGCCCUUUGGGGGUGAUUCUGGCUGAUUCCCAGUCAGAAAGCCACAUCUCUUGCUCCUCCCUAGACAUUCUGGAGGGGAAGAGUGCAGCAAGCAGCCAGAGUGAGGAUUGUCAGAAAACCCUUAAGGAAGAUGAGGCACUUGCUGUUGCAGACUAUGAUGCAACAAGUAUUUUUUCAAAAAACAGUGAACAGGAAGGAAAUGGCAUUUCAAGUCCUGGAAAUCUCAUGGCAACUGACAAACCAGCAGUGAAGCAGAACUUGGAAAGCAUUCCAGAUCAUUCAUUGGAUAGGAGUGAGGAGAAGCAAAACAACCCACUACCUGAACAGCAACCAUCAGAAGAGGAUCUCAUUGCUUGCCUAUCUGGCCCUCCUGGACCAGGCACAUCUGCCCUCAACAGCCUGGUAGUCUCUUGUGCAUCUGCUGUUGGUGUAAGAGUAGCUGCUACUUAUGAAGCUGGGGCUUUGUCUCUGAAGAAGGUGAUGAACUUCUAUGGCACGGCUCCCAGUGACACAGUAUCCUCAUCCAGUGGUGGAUCUCCAGGCCAGGACGGCUUGAAGGACAGCCGAGAGGAGCAGGUCAGAUUGGAGUCUAUGCAAGGGAAAAAGAGUUCAAGCUUGGUAGAUAUUCGAGAGGAGGAAUCUGAAGGUGUCUCUCGGAGACUUUCCUUACCUGGUUUGCUGUCCCAAGUUUCUCCGAGGCUGUUGAGGAAAGUAGGGAGAGCCAAAAUGAGGACGGUGGCGCUCACUCCAACUUACAGUGGCGAAGCUGAUGCGCUUUUGCCAUCUCUGCGAACGGAGGUGUGGAGCUGGGGGAAAGGAAAAGAAGGACAGCUGGGACAUGGGGAUGUUUUGCCAAGGCUCCAACCACUCUGUGUGAAAAGUCUUGAUGGAAAGGAAGUAAUUCAUUUGUCUGCUGGUGGCCGUCAUUCUUUGGCGCUCACUGCCAAAUCACAGGUAUACUCGUGGGGCAGUAAUACUUUUGGACAGCUUAGUCACUCAAGUUCUCCGACCACAGUCCCUCGUCUUGCAAAGGUAUGCAGUGACCACAGCAUCUGGAAUAUAGCAGCAGGUCCUGAUUAUUCACUAUUCCUGGUAGACAGGGAAGAUUUUCAGCCUGCAUUAUAUUACAGUGGUCAGGAGGAAAAGGGAGAGGGUGAUGUUUCAUCUGAAGGUAGUGGACUCAAGAAUCCAGUACUGCUGCAAAACUGUAGCAAGCUAGGGUAUAUUAGCAACGUGACAGCAGGUGGCAGUAACUGUUUGGCUUUGGUGGACAAAAACAUUAUGGGAUACAUUGCUAGCUUGCAUGAGUUGGCUUCAACAGAGAGACAGUUUUACUCCAAACUAAGUGCUAUAAAGUCUCAAGUUCUCCGACCCCUCUUGGGAUUAGAUAAUUUAGGUGCUGCUUCAACCAUCAAGCUCUUGCAAGAAAUGGCAAGUACGUUCAGCAAGCUGUGCUACCUAAUAGGUCAGCAUGGCGCCUCUUUGACUGCCUUUCUGAAAGGGUUAAAAGAGGCAAAGAACUUGGCCGUCCUGAAGCAUUCAAGUCUCUUUUUGGAAAGUUACACUGAGUAUUGCACUUCCUUGACCAAUUUUCUGGUAAUGGGAGGAUUUUCACUUCUUGCCAAACCAGCAAUGGAUUUCUUAAGUAAAAACCAGGCAUGGCUUCAGGAUCUUUCAGAGACAGCCGAGGAAGCUCAGCCAUUAGUGGAAGUUCUCAAUGCUCUGUUUUUCUUGCCACUCAGGCGACUUCAUACUUAUGCUAGAGUUUUGUUAAAGCUUGCUACAUGUUUUGUUGUGACGUCUCCUGAAUACCAGAGUCUUCAGGACUCCAGCUCUUGUUAUGAAACCUUGGCAGUCCACCUGAGCAGAAGAAGAAAAGAAGCUGAAUACACACAGGGCUUCUGGAAGACCUUUCCCGGGAAAAUGACAGAUUCUCUGAGGAAACCUGAACGACGACUAAUCUGUGAAAGCAGUAAUCGGGGAUUGUCCCUGCAGCAUGCUGGGAGAUUCUCAGUAAACUGGUUCAUCCUCUUUAAUGAUGCAUUGGUCCAUGCGCAGUUUUCAACACAUCAUGUUUUCUCCUUGUCCACACUCUGGGUCGAACCUGUUUCAGAAGAGUCUGGAAAUACGAAUGGUUUGAGAAUCACUACACCUGAAGAACAGUUCAUUCUUGUUUCAUCAACACCACAGGAAAAGACUAAGUGGUUGCGAUCCAUAAGCCAAGCUGUGGAUCAAGCCUUAAAGGGGACGUCUGACUUGCCUCCUUAUGGGGGUAGUGGAAACAUUCAGAGGCAAGAGCCCCCCAUCUCACGGACUGCCAAGUACACCUUUUACAAGGACCCUCGGCUUAAGGAUGCCAUUUAUGAUGGACGAUGGCUUUCUGGCAAACCACAUGGCAGAGGGGUCUUAAAAUGGCCAGAUGGAAGAAUGUAUUCUGGCAUGUUCAGAAAUGGCCUGGAAGAUGGACAUGGUGAAUAUACAGUACCAAACAAAAUACUGAAAAAGAGUGACCACUAUGUUGGAUACUGGAAGGAAGGCAAAAUGUGUGGACAGGGCAUCUACAGCUAUGGUACAGGCGAAGUAUAUGAAGGCAGCUUUCAGGAUAACAUGCGUCACGGCCACGGUCUCCUGCGCAGUGGGAAACUGACUUCCUCCUCUCCCAGUAUGUUUAUUGGCCAGUGGGUGAUGGAUAAGAAGACUGGAUAUGGUGUAUUUGAUGAUAUCACAAGGGGAGAAAAAUACAUGGGGAUGUGGCAAGAGGACCUGUGCCAAGGCAAUGGGGUUGUGGUUACACAGUUUGGACUGUAUUACGAGGGAGCCUUUAACAGCAAUAAAAUGAUGGGGGUUGGCGUCUUGCUUUCUGAAGAUGACACUGUGUACGAAGGAGAGUUCUCAGAUAAUUGGACCCUGAAUGGGAAGGGAACAUUGACAUUGCCAAAUGGAGACACUGUUGAAGGUAGUUUUAGCGGUGAAUGGGGAUCUGGGAUAAAGGUUGCUGGAACUUACAUCAAGCCAAGUCUAUACGAUCACGAGAAGGACCAACCCAAAACUCUGAGGAAGCUUGGAAACCUUGCUGUUCCUGCUGAUGAAAAGUGGAAGGCUGUGUUUGAAGAAUGCUGGCACCGGCUAGGCUGUGAACAACCAGGCCAAGGGGACAGGUGGAAAGCUUGGGAUAACAUUGCUGUUGCCCUGACAACCAAUCGGCGUCAACACAAAGGCAGUCCAGAACUGUUGAGCAGAUCGCAUGCACAAACCUUGGAAAGCUUGGAGUUCAUUCCGCAACACGUUGGUGCCUUCACAUUGGAAAAAUAUGACAGCAUUAAGAAAUAUCUCAUAAAGGCAUGUGAUACUCCACUGCAUCCUUUGGGAAAACUUGUUGAGACUUUAGUAGCUGUAUACCGGAUGACGUACGUAGGAGUGGGAGCCAAUCGGCGAUUGUUGCAGGAAGCAGUCAGAGAAAUCAAAUCUUAUCUCAAACGCAUCUUCCAGUUGGUCAAGUUCUUAUUCCCUGAUCUUCCUGAAGAGGGCAGUACAAUUCCACUUUUGGUAACCAAAACCAAAGGAAGGAGAUCUUUCUGUAGUGGAAGAAAUGACACAAGAUCUGAGUCUCCAGAACCAGGUUACGUGGUCACAAGCUCUGGGUUGCUACUUCCGGUGUUGCUGCCACGACUCUACCCUCCUCUGUUUAUGCUGUAUGCCUUGGACAACGAACGAGAAGAAGACGUUUACUGGGAGUGCGUUCUGCGCCUGAAUAAACAACCGGACACUGCACUUAUGAGCUUUUUGGGAGUACAACAGAAAUUUUGGCCAACAACUACAUCUAUCCUGGGAGAAAACAAAAAGGUACUUCCAAAUACAAAAGAUGCCUGCUUUGCUUCAGCUGUGGAAUGCUUACAACAGAUCAGUACAACAUUCACACCUGCUGACAAACUGAAGGUGAUCCAGCAGACCUUUGAAGAGAUCUCCCAGAAUGUACUUGAAAAUCUUCAUGAAGAUUUCCUUUGGUCCAUGGAUGACCUAUUUCCUGUCUUUCUAUAUGUGGUGCUUCGAGCCAGAAUAAGGAACUUGGGAUCUGAAGUGCACUUGAUUGAGGAUCUGAUGGAUCCUUUUUUGCAGCAUGGAGAGCAAGGCAUUAUGUUUACUACCCUGAAGGCAUGUUAUUACCAAAUUCAACAUGAAAAACUGAGCUAAACCAUUUGCCUGAAUAUGGAGGAAUAUUUUGAACGGAGUUUUUCUCCUUCUCAGCAGUUGCCUAAAAUGAAGAAAAAAAUAAUCAUGGUGUGGUUGUCAUUCCUCAACCACUCUGAAAGACAGGAAAAGCAAAGCCCUGAGAUAAUCAGAAAAAAACAGAGGCCGCAGAAGGUACUUCGCUGGACAGCUGGCAAGGAAGAAUUCUGUUCAGAGUCCCACCCACAUUGAAUUCAUUCAAAGAAGCAUCAUCCUUUUAAGUUGAACAGGCUGUCAGCUUCAUGUUUCAUGAAGGAUGGAGAUGAACUCAGAAACACAUUGUGGCUUUCUAAAUCUGACUAAAUCACCAGGAAAAAGUUGACAUGAGUAAUCUGUGGCACCUCUUGCUCGAAAGGGUUUGAGUGAUCCUUUCUGUAAAUACGGAUUCAACAGGAGCCACAAAUGUUGAUGUAGAAACCAUCUGAACGGUUAAGUGAGAAUUUACUAAUGGGGAGUGGUGAGAAUAGAGGAGUUGACAACUGUUUUUUUCUGGUUUGGCUUAUGCUUUAACAUCAAGGAACACUGGUCAUUGUGAACCUCAGCACUGAAUUUGAUAGUUAAUGUUUACAAGAACUCACAAUUUUCCAGUUUCUGAGCCUUGGUAAUGCAAGACUCGAGAUGAACAAAAUAUACAAUAAAUGGGACAGUUUUCUUGUGCAAAUAAAUCCCAGGUUAGAGAAGGGUACAAAUACGAUCUGAGUACACAUGGGUUUGCUCAAGAUUGCAAUAUAGGUUUAGUGUGCUAAGCCACUGUACCUGGUUGCCUAAAGGAAUUUUUUAAAUGCUAUUUUUGUUGAACUACUGUUUAAAACACACACACGAACAAACAAACCAUUCACAUCAUUGUUCUUGUGACUUUCUCCUUGACUUAUAUAAAUAAUGUUAGCUGAUGUCUUGGAUGAAACUGGUGCUGUUCUUUACCAUGUUGUCAUCGAUGAGUGGCAGAUGUAAAAAUUAACUUGUGUUAGUACAACCCAUGCAAAUAAUUUGUGGAAAUUUGAAUCAUGGCUUGUGUGUAGCUCCUUUAUUUAAAAAAAAAAAAGGGUGGGAGCGGUUACUUUAAAUUAAGCUGUUUUCAUAAUAAAGAGUAUUAUUAC